AUGAAGGGUAGGAAGAUUACGACAUUCAUUUACUCGAGAACACUUCUCAUCACAAUGCUGAAGCAUUUCACCAAGGGCAAAGAUUUGAUUAGACCGGCUGUGACUCGCUUUGCCACUGCUUAUCUGACUUUGGGAUGCCUCUUCGACAAUAGAAAUGCUCUAAGGACAAUGUUUGCAUCCAAGCAAUGGAAAGGGAGUCGAUUUGCGAAGUUAGAAGAUGGAAAGUAUGCUAAACGUGUUAUUAUGGAUACCAGAUUUUGGAGUAAUGUUAAUACAUGUUUAAAGGCUGCAUAUCCUCUCAUUAAGGUCCUCCGCAUGGUGGAUUCGGAUGAAAAGCCCGCGAUGGGCUUUAUUUAUAAUGAGAUGGAGAAAGCUAAGCAGAAGAUCAAAACAAACUUCAAGGAUGAUCGGAAGAGCUAUGAUCCUAUUUGGAAAGUUAUUGAUGAGAGAUGGGAGGUUCAACUUCAUAGGCCUCUACAUGCUGCUGCUUAUUACCUGAAUCUCCAGUUGCAUUUCUCUUCUGAAUUUAGAGCUGAUAGAGAUGUUAUGCGUGGAUUAUAUAAGGUUAUGGAUCGGAUGCUAGAUGAUGAAGAGAGGGAUAAGGUUGAUUUGCAGCUAGAGGAAUUCAAACAUGAAGAGGGACUCUUUGGAUUCUCAUCUGCAAAGUCUAUGAGGUUUAAGAAGACACCGGCAGAUUGGUGGGAAUCAUAUGGUGCCGAUACCCAGAGUUGCAAAGAUUUAGUACACACAAAGAGAAGAAAUCGGUUGCAUCAAAAGAAGAUGAAUGAUUUAGUACUUGUGAUGUACAAUUUGAAGUUGAAAGAUAAGAAGAUCAAGAAGCAAGUUGAUCUUCAAGUAGAGGACAUUUCUUCCGAUGAUGAAUGGAUUGUCGAAGAUGAGACAGAGAAUACCGCAACUUUAAGUCAUAAUUUUAACUUGCGUUCUCUUGGUCGUGGAGAUGAUGGUGAUGAAGAAAGUGAAGGUAUUCAAAUUGGCGAUGAACAUGCAAAGAAUAUGCGCACACAAGAGCAUGGCACGGUUGAUGACUUAGAACUUCCCGAAGAAGAUGAGUUUGAUAUUUUGUAUGAUGAUGAUGUUGGUGAUGAUGAAUAUUUGGAUGAGAUUUGA
Molecule: messenger RNA, 1128 nt
Organism: Punica granatum (pomegranate)
Lineage: Eukaryota; Viridiplantae; Streptophyta; Magnoliopsida; Myrtales; Lythraceae
Source: RefSeq, a predicted model, not a curated record